Molecule: messenger RNA, 990 nt
Organism: Annulohypoxylon truncatum
Lineage: Eukaryota; Fungi; Ascomycota; Sordariomycetes; Xylariales; Hypoxylaceae
Product: NAD(P)-binding protein
Exons: 5
Coding region: 194-946 (250 amino acids)
Source: RefSeq, a predicted model, not a curated record
AUCACCGUUACAUUGUGUAAGGGAUGUCGGGAUUCAGGGACCUGACCUCCAUAGUUUUAUUCCUAAGAACGCCUAUUAUUACUGACUAACCUAAUACUCACCACUCGAAAUCAACUAGCCUACCUUAUUGACUGCGUUCGACUCUCUCUCUCCUGUUACGCUCAUUCUGCUCAAUUUCUCGAAUUUGUUUAUCAUGGCCACCGUGGUUUUCAUAAGUGGUGUGAGCCGCGGCAUAGGGAACGGCUUUGCCAAGGCUUAUCUUUCAAGGCCGAAACACAUCGUCAUUGGCAGCAUUCGCAAAAGUGCUUCUUCGGCCUCAGGCGUUGAGGAACUGAAGAAUUUUCCCGCUGCCGAUGGGUCCAAGUUGCUGCUGGUUACGAUUGAAAGUACCUCACCAACCGACCCAGAGCAGGCUUUGCAGGUGGUGAAGUCUGAGGGAGUCGAGCACUUGGACAUUGUCAUCGCCAAUGCAGGUGGGAGCCCACUUCCAACCACGCCACUCGACAGAGUUACUGCCGAAGAGAUGACGACUGUGUAUCAGGUCAACGCUGUAGGCCCUCUCAUGCUAUUCCAAGCAUGUCGUCCCCUGCUGCAGAAGGCUUCGAAGCCGAAAUGGGUGUCUAUCUCAACGGGAGGCGGCUCUAUCACUCUUAUGGGGAAAAUUCGGUCUUGGGAUGGCACCUCCUAUGCUGCAGCGAAAGCUGCUUUAAAUUGGCUUACCCGCGCAAUCCAUUUCACGAAUGAAUGGCUCGUCGCCGUGGCGCUCAACCCAGGAUUGGUCCAAACCGAUCAAGGCAAUUGGUGUGCCAAGGAAUGGGGAUUGGAGAAAGCUACAUAUACCAUCGAGGAGAGCGUGGAGGGUAUGAUGAAAGUGAUCGAUGGGGCGACCCGAGAUGAAGCGUCUGGUGAGUUCUUCAACUUGAAGAAUGAGAAGCUUCCUUGGUAAAUGUCUGUGUAUAUACUGCGGUGUUUCGCACUGUACUAGGCACC